This is a messenger RNA of Gloeophyllum trabeum ATCC 11539, 1737 nucleotides long. RefSeq lists its product as uncharacterized. The coding region runs from base 1 to 1737 and encodes 578 amino acids. The record is from RefSeq and is a predicted model, not a curated record. The transcript is spliced from 8 exons. Gene Ontology annotation, biological process: DNA replication; nucleotide-excision repair, DNA gap filling; DNA synthesis involved in UV-damage excision repair. NCBI's taxonomy places the organism in Eukaryota, Fungi, Basidiomycota, Agaricomycetes, Gloeophyllales, Gloeophyllaceae. Gene Ontology annotation, cellular component: nucleus; delta DNA polymerase complex. Gene Ontology annotation, molecular function: DNA-directed DNA polymerase activity.
AUGUCUACCCAGGCUGCCAAUGACUAUCUUACAAAGAAACUGACGAUAACCAAGGGCAUCGUUACGUUUCGGUCACUGUCUAGAGAUCUGAAGAUCCAUGUCAGUUCAGCGAAGACAGAACUUGCGUCGUUUCACGCUGCUUCACGCGAAUCAGGUCGACCCGUACAUGCUACCUAUAUAAUCACCGGAGAAGUAAGCCGACAACCGCUCAAUAGCGAAGACGAUGGUGAAAUGGAGGCUGAUGAUGAAGACCAGGGAUUCGAAGAUGGUGCGAUGAAGCAGAUGAAAGUGCUACUGGUCGGAGAAGGGGAUGUCGAAAAGUCGAAGUCUCAGUUCUCGCGCAUUCUCUCCAUGCAUGUUUAUAGCCUUUCUCCUGCUAGGCCUCAGGAUGCAGCAUUGAUCUGCGAGCCUACUGAGAGCGUCCGGCAGGCGGAUGCGAAGAAUGGUCCUGAGGUUGCUGCUGCUCUCGGCAGGAUUGUCGGUGCGGAUGUUCAGAUGAGGGCUACAGGGAAGAAGGGGAAGCAACCUGCCGCUUCGUCUUCAAUCAAGAAGGCGUCAGCUCCCGCGACUCCGGUGGUUUCCAAGCUCGUCGAACCGAAGUCUGCUGGAGCAAAGACGGAUAAAGAUAAGGAUAAGGCGUGCCCCACCAAAGAUGAAGUAGAACUUAGUACGAGUGAUGUCAAAGAAGAAGUUGCACCGGAGCCGGAGAAGAAAAAGGAUAAAUCCAAAGGGAAAAGCAUGGCAGACUGGAUGAAGUCGCAGCCGAAAGAAACCAAGAAGCAAGAGAAGAAAGCUGAGCCUAAGGAUACAAAGCCGAUAACACACAAGACGGAGACAGCGACCAAACCAGAGUUAAAAGCGAAGUCGGAAGACGAGAAGAGCAUAACGAAGGACGAGCACAAGGCGCCUCCUAAGCGUGGCAUCAAGCGCAAGUCGGCUGUCGGAACGACAAAUUCCGAUUUUGAGGAGAAGUCUCCCAGCCAAGCCGGUUCCUUGCCUGUAUCCAGGCCGCCCACCGAGUCGGCGGGCAAGGUAAAAGUAAAGAAAGGGGUUCUUUUAUCUGACGACGAGGACGAUACGCCCAGACUUAGUAAGAGCAAGGGCAAGGGCAAGGCUAAGGCCUCAGUAGCGGAAAUGGACUCUGAGGCGGAGAAGAGCCUCAAGGCCAUGAUGGACAUAGACGACGGUCUGUCUGCUUCCGCCUUGAACCCUACUAUGAUCGCUAACGUGGGCACGUCCUACGAUAUAGAACAAGUAAUCAAGGCAUCCCGGUCUGCGCCCGAGGAAUCAGCGCAAGACGAGGAUGUCGACAUGGCUGAGGCUGCCGAGGAAGAAAUGAAAGCACCCGAACCCACCAAAUCCAAGCCAAGGAAGAAGAAGGAGAAGAAAGAGGUUCCGGUGGGACGGAAUGGGUUGAAGAAGAAACGGGUCGUGAAGAGCCGGAUGAAGAUAGAUGAGAAGGGCUAUAUGGUGACCGAGGACUACUCGUCGUACGAGUCCGUAGACGAGGAAGAGCCAGAAACACCACCUCCAAAGUCAAAAGGGAAGUCCAAAUCCAAGGCCCGUGUCACAGAGGAUGCAGAAGAAACUGAAGGCAAGACGAAACCGAAGGCUUCCGCGCGCGCGAGUGAAGGGGGACCGAAGCCCGCUAAUAAUGGUCGGCCUUCGGCGAGUAGCAGGAAGGCUAGUGGGCAGCAAGGUCUGGCAAAUUUCUUCCAAUCAAAGGCCAAGAAGUAA